This is a messenger RNA of Linepithema humile (Argentine ant), 1023 nucleotides long. RefSeq lists its product as uncharacterized. The record is from RefSeq and is a predicted model, not a curated record. Gene Ontology annotation, cellular component: extracellular matrix. Lineage: Eukaryota; Metazoa; Arthropoda; Insecta; Hymenoptera; Formicidae.
UUCAGCCAGUGUGCCAGCAAAGUGUGCUACAGUCAAUUUCGCUUUACUCUCUUCUAUUUCAUCGUCACGUUUUUACUCUAAACUUUUACUGGCAAUGACGUAUUUUGAUGUCUUAAUGCGACGUUUAUCUUGUCGCCUCGGAAGUGGAUCUUCACACAAGCGGCCACAUACACGGUACCGGAACCGGGCGCGGAUGUACGCUCGUGUAUGCGUGGUCGCGUAUACGCGGCGGGCCAGUAUAAAAGCCUAGAAAACACGACGGUCACCGUUGCACUAACCAUCGGCCUCGGCCUGGUCAAUCGAUCAAUCGGCGGCGUGAUACUGGACAGCGGCGCUCUCCACGAUCAUCAUCACGCCUCGGUGGCCAGCUCGUACAUGCACUUCCACGGGCCGGUGCAGGGCCCGGAGUACGAGGUGAAAGUACCGCAUGUUGUGGUGGAUCAUUUCAGCGAGCACAACUAUCUGCAUGGCACGCAGGAGCACGAGCAUCGCCAUCAAGACGGCUACACGGUUGACUACGUGGCGCAUCCCAAGUACGAGUUCUCGUACGGAGUCGAGGACCAUCAUACCGGCGACUUUCACGGUCAGAAAGAGUCCAGAGACGGAAGCAGUGUGACCGGCGAAUAUAGUGUGAAAGAUCCGGGUGGCAGCCUUCGUGUCGUCAGCUAUCACGCCGACAAGGAGGGAUUUCGCGCGGUGAUACACACUUCCGGGAAGAACGAUCAUUCGGGCGGUGUGUACGGCGGUCAGGGACACGAGGCGGACACUCAAAGUCAUCUUCACGAUUACGCCGCCGCGUUGUCGCACGCGGGAUUCUGAGGCAUGCGAGAACCGCCAUGGCACGCCAUGACUGAUCGCUCUUUUCUGUACCUGGCAUUAAUUAAAUUUUUCUUCCCGAAUCGUCAACGUUGAUACUUCCGUCUUGCAUACCAAAGGCAACAACGUCCGAUAUUAUACACGCAGCGAUAACGUAUCGAAUAUCAUUGUAAAUAUAGUUUAUCCUUCUUCAAUAAACGAUGCUAA